UAUGCCAAGUUGCUCUGCACUUCAGAAGCUAGCGAGAAGCAUAUAGCACCAUCAUCAGUGGCUUGGCUCUGUUCUUCUCAUGGCCACAGCCCACAAGCACCACUAACAUCCUUUCCGCUUAACACCCGGCUCUGCCUUGACUCGCUCCUCGUUUCCGGCCUCUGCUUUUCCUCAUAGCCGGAGCGGCUGAACUGAUCUGGGAGGACGAAGAUCAAAGCGUGGCCUUCUUCGAACCAUCUUGCUUGCAGGAGGACAACCUCACCAUGUUUCUGAUGAACAAUUCCCAUUAGUGUCUUCUUCCUCGUAGCGAUGUAACUUCUUCUCCAACGCCGGCCGGCAUCCAGUCAAUCGACCGGACUGGACCAUGACGGAGAUGGUGGACCACCACUCGCCUCAGCAGAGGCUGAUCGCCUUGCUCGCCAGCGAGCAAGAGAUGCUCCGCUGGAUGCCAUGGGGGAACUUGGACAGGAUCAUGGAGACGCUCAGGUCGGUGAGCGCCACGCUGAGCGACCCGGGCAUUGCGAACGGCGCUGCGGACGCCAACAAGUGGGUGCAGCAAGUGACGGAGAUAAGCCGCGACGUGGAGGACAUGCUGGACGAGACCCUCUCCAGCUCCAGCAGCCGCGGCGGCGGGCGAGCGUACGGCCUCCUCUCCACGCUCGCUCCCAACGUCCUCUUGGCUCGCCGGCGGAUGGCCAAGCAAGUCAAGCACAUCAACUCCCGCAUCGACGCGAUCAAGCUCAGGCUGUCGCUGCUCGCCAACCUGGACGACAGGGAGUCCCCGGCGAACGCCACGCGGUACCGGAUAGACGACCAACAGCUGGACCCUGUCUCCCUCGAGGAGGUCGAGGCACUGGGCGUCGACUCGAGCCGAGAGAAGAUAAAGCUGUGGCUGUUGGACAAGGCGCCGGGGCUCAAGCUAAUCUCCGUCGUGGGCACGGCCGGCGUCGGCAAGACCACCCUAGUGAGGAGCGUCUACAACGAGCCCCUGGUGAGGGGCCAGUUCCGCUGCCAUGCAUGGGUCACUGUCGGCGCAGCUUCCUCGGCGGCAGAUCUCCUCAAAAGAAUCAUGCUGCAAGUUUUCUUGGAGAGGCCGGAUAUGCCGGCCAACGCAAACUCCAUGGAAGAGAUGCAGCUAGCGGACACGGUUGGCCGCUACCUCAAGGACAAACCAUACCUCGUUGUCCUGGACGACGUGUGGAGCUCCGACGUCUGGGAUUACCUGGGCGUUGCAAUGCCGGACAACGGCCUCGGGAGCCGGAUCGUCGUGUCAUCACGGGUGCCUGACAUAGGGCGGCAGUCCCGGUGGGCGUCGGCCGCGGAGAUCAUCAAACACAGCCCGCUCAACGUCGACGACUCUAUUCGGCUCUUCCGCCGCAAAGCCUUCCGGUGGACCGAAGCCGUGUGCCCUCCGGAACUAGAGGGGGUCACCGAGGAGAUCGUUCUCGAGUGCCGCGGCCUGCCCCUCCUGCUCGUCGCCAUGGGCGGUCUGAUGUCCACAAAGGAACAGGCCGUGCCGGUGUGGGAGGAUAUUCUUGACCAACUGCACAGGACGAAGGACCUCCAGCUCACCCUUCCCGUCGUCCUGUGGUUCGCUUACAACGACUUGCCGAGCCGCCUCAAGGCCUGCUUCCUCUACUUCGUCUUGUUUCCGAGGACGUACUGCGCCAAGCGCACCGCACUGAUCCGGCUGUGGAUCGCCGAGGGCUUCGUCCAGAAGGAAGACGGCAAGACGCUGGAGGACACCGCCGAGGAGUAUCUCAAGGAGCUGAUCCACAGGAACCUGGUCCUGGUGACGGACUACUACGACUACGGCAAAGUCAAGAGCUGCAGCGUCCACGACAUGUUACGCGAGAUCAUCAUCCACAAGUCAGAGGAGGAAAACUUUGGCACCUCGGUCACCGGAAAUGUCAGCAAGAUAGGCGCAAAUGUGCGUCGCCUAUCAACGUUCGACGCCAAAGAUGUCAUCGACAGGGACUUGAAACCGAGCAACGUCCGCACGCUCUUCUUGCUUGGCUCGAGCUCGGUGAACGCGUCAUCCUUUCUUGCAUUCAUCUCUGAAUUCAAGUUGCUGAGGGUCUUGGACCUCGAGGGAGCUCCCGUUGAUGGCUUGCCUGAAGAGUUGCCUGAUGGUCUCUACCUGCGGUACCUGAGCCUGAGGAACACUAGGAUCAGUAAGCUGCCCAAGUCGGUGAGGAAGCUAACUCACCUGCAAACUCUGGACCUGAAAGGGACAUACGUCUCAAAGCUGCCGUCAGGGAUCACCAGGCUGGCGAACAUCCGCCAUCUUCUCGCUUACCGGUACUACUCCGGACAGCAUCCGCCGUACUACUACGCGCUCGGCGUCACGCUGCCCCAGGGCAUAGGGCAGCUGAGGGAGCUGCAGAAGCUGACCUACGUGGAAGCAACCCAAGAAAAUGGCACGCUGGCUGAGCUUGGCAACCUGACGCAUCUGAAGAGGUUGGGGAUUGUCAAGCUGAGAAAAGACGACGGUGAAUGCCUUUGCUCCUCCGUCGCCAAGAUGACUGAGCUUCUCUCCUUGUCGGCGUCAUCUAUCUCCGUGGAAGAGCCCCUCGAUCUCGGCUUGCUUAAUCCUGCUCCUCCGAGGCUUGAACGCCUCUACUUGAGGGGUCAAUUGCCCGAGCUACCACGAUGGAUUUUCUCCCUCCACAAUCUUGUGAGGAUCCGGCUCCGGUGGUCGAGGUUGAGCGAGGACUCGAUCAAGGCGCUCCAGUCCCUCCCUGUGAUUGAACUUGCACUGAUUCAGGCAUACGAUGGGAUGGCAUUGCACUUCAGUGAAGGUUUCAGCAGGCUUCAGAUACUUGAGAUUGACCAUUUGACCAAUCUUGAACACAUGAGCUUUGGGGCAGCAAUGCCCAACAUCCAAAAGAUGUCCAUCAGAUCUUGUGGGAAGCUAAACACUAUACCCGACGACGUUGAAAGCCUGAAACAUCUCAAAGAAAUUCACUUAUUUGCCAUGCCAGAGGCGCUAGUGUCAAGCUUAAAGGAGGGAGGAGCAAACCAUGACAAGGUCAAGCACAUACCGGUCAUUCGGGUCUACAAUGAGCACCGCGACAUUUCUUCCAUAAAUCUCUGAUGGCUUCUUGCUGAGACUUCACUGAUUUUAGCGGACAUGAAGAAAUGGAAGGCCAACAUCAACAAGCUCGAAGUGUACUAAGGCGUUACUUAUGUAAACUGUACCAUAGAACCAGUAUAUUUUUUGUAGUUUUAGAACGAAAACACGGUACAUGUAGCACACAUCCCGAUCACAGUUAAGGGUUUAGGUAUGAGAUUCAUGGGCCCAUAGGGGCACCAAAUCUUUCGUAGCUUGUAUGAAGGGAAAUUGCUGAUAGUUCUUUCCUUGUGCGUCUGGUAGCUGAUGAGAUCAAGUACGGUUGUGGUGAUUUGUAAAGAGAAUUGUUUGGU
Messenger RNA from Phragmites australis (common reed), 3426 nucleotides. RefSeq names its product disease resistance protein RPM1-like. The transcript has 4 exons. Gene Ontology annotation, molecular function: ADP binding. Gene Ontology annotation, biological process: defense response to other organism. The record is from RefSeq and is a predicted model, not a curated record. Bases 365 to 3097 code for a protein of 910 amino acids. Lineage: Eukaryota; Viridiplantae; Streptophyta; Magnoliopsida; Poales; Poaceae.